CCACGCUUGCGUUUCAACUCCGGGGACAGAGCUCACCUAUCUAUCCCUGCUAAUUCAUUUCCACUUUGAUUAUUUCUGAGAUACCCUUUUCGUUAUUAGCAAGAAUCCAUCCGUCAUGGAGGGACAAUUUGAUGAUGCCGCACAGGAUCGUGUGCGUGCCGCUGUCGAGUUUCUCGACCCAAGCGAUGCUAGAGCGCGCAGUUAUCGAGCCGAUAUCCUGUUGAUGCUUAACAGAGGGCUGCGGCGAUUAAUAGUCAGCAUUGAUGAGAUUCGAGCACAUAGCCGUGAGAUGGCCGAUGGUCUUCUCACAUCUCCUUACGAAUACACGGAUGCCUUCGAGAGAGCGCUGAAAGAUAUCAUCAAGACUUUGCCCAACCGACCGUCCAGAGAAACAGCAGACGAUGUGCAUUAUCACUGUGGCUUCGUUGGCGCAUUUGGGGAAUUCUCCUGCAAUCCUAGAACACUCGGCUCCUCGCAUCUGAACCGAAUGAUUUCUCUGGAGGGGAUUGUUACUAAAUGUUCCUUGGUCCGGCCGAAAGUUAUUCAGAGUGUCCACUGGAGUGAGCGCACCAAGAAGUUCCUCACCCGAAAAUACGUUGAUGCGACAAUGACUGCAAGCGGAGCGACUAGUAUGAGCGUUUACCCUCAAGAGGACGACGAGAAGAACCCGUUAACCACGGAAUACGGCUACUCUACGUACAUGGAUCACCAAACUAUUUCAAUUCAGGAAAUGCCCGAAAGGGCACCGGCUGGCCAGCUUCCUCGCAGCGUGGACGUGAUCUUGGAUGAUGAUCUGGUUGACCGAGCGAAACCCGGAGACAGAAUCCAGCUUGUUGGUGUAUACCGCACUUUGGGAAACCGAAACGCAUCUUCCACGUCUGCCACGUUCCGCACACUCGUACUAGCCAAUAACAUUAUUCAGCUGGCAUCAAAGUCAGGCGGAGGCAUCGCGCAAGCUACGAUUACCGACACGGAUAUUCGGAACAUCAACAAGGUCGCCAAGAAGAAGAGCGUAUUUGAGUUGCUAUCUCAAUCUCUCGCUCCCAGUAUUCACGGCCAUGACUACAUCAAGAAGGCGAUCUUGCUUAUGCUGCUUGGUGGUAUGGAGAAGAACUUGGACAACGGCACUCACUUGCGUGGUGAUAUCAACAUCCUCAUGGUUGGAGAUCCAUCCACGGCCAAAUCACAGCUUCUUCGCUUCGUUCUGAAUACUGCGCCGCUUGCCAUUGCAACCACGGGUCGUGGUUCUUCCGGUGUCGGUCUUACUGCCGCCGUCACUUCCGACAAGGAGACCGGUGAGCGCAGAUUGGAGGCCGGUGCAAUGGUCCUUGGUGACCGUGGUGUCGUCUGUAUUGAUGAGUUCGAUAAAAUGAGUGAUGUUGACCGCGUGGCUAUUCACGAAGUGAUGGAACAGCAAACAGUCACGAUUGCAAAGGCUGGUAUCCACACCAGUUUGAACGCUCGGUGCAGUGUUCUGGCUGCCGCUAAUCCUAUCUACGGUCAAUAUGAUCCCCACAAGGACCCGCACAAGAACAUCGCCCUGCCUGAUUCCCUUCUGUCACGUUUCGACUUGCUCUUUGUCGUGACGGAUGAUAUCGAAGAUGCUAAGGAUCGAAUGGUGUCUGAGCAUGUCCUUCGCAUGCACCGCUACCGUCAGCCUGGCGCUGAGGAGGGCGCACCUGUUCGUGAACAGCAGCAUCAGACGCUCGGUGUCGGCCUGGAGGACAGCCAGGAUUCCAACCAUCCCACUGAUGUUUACGAGAAAUUCAACGUCAUGCUUCAUGCUGGCAUGGCUAACCAGCGGAGCAAGAACAAAAACGUCGAGAUCCUGAGCAUUCCCUUCAUCAAGAAGUAUGUUCAGUAUGCCAAGACUCGUGUCAAGCCUGUGUUGACCAAGGGGGCUGCCGACCACAUUGUGACGACGUACUCCGCGCUGAGAAACGAUGAGCUGUCUGGCAAUCAGCGCAGAACAUCUCCUAUCACCGCUCGUACGCUUGAGACCCUAAUCCGUUUGUCUACAGCCCAUGCCAAGUCGCGUCUCUCGAACAGAGUGGAAGAACGUGAUGCCAAGGUUGCAGAGUCGAUCUUGCGAUUUGCUAUGUUCAAGGAAGUGCUCGAAGACGAACGCCGUAAGAGAAGAAAGGUUACCACUUUCGACGAGGACUCAGAAAGUGAUGACUCCGAUUCCGAGAACGAUGAGGAGACUCCCGCACAGACUGCAAGCGCAACCCCUCGUUCCACUAGACGGGGCGGGCUGAGCACUCGCGGUGCCAACGGUCUGUCCACCAUGGCCGAGGAUACAGAGAUGGAUGCGGAGGGAGACAUUGUGUCCGAGGAUGGCGAUGGCCUGUACAACUCCAGCCCUCGUGGGCAGCGACUCCGUUCCAGCCGUACCCAGCCCGAGUCGCAGAGCCAGUCUCAAAUGUCUGUGGCAUCGUCUCGUCCGGCGUCGCAGCUCAUCGAGUCCCAGACGGACAAUUCCCAGUCCCAGACUGCCGAUCCCACAUCCCAGCCUCUCCAGCCUGCUCGCCUGACCAUCUUCCGCCAGGCUCUAGGCCCGCUGAUGGGCACCCGCCUGUUCACGCACGGAGAUACGGCCGACGUAGAAACGCUUGUCGGCGCAGUGAACACUGCUAUUCGCAGUGCACCAGCCCUCGGCGAAGACCACGUCUUCCAACGUCCGGAGGCCCUCCAAGCUCUGCGGGCUAUGAACGAGAGAAACGAAUUGAUGUAUCUUGAGGAUGAUGACACUGUUUACAGAAUCUAAUGAACCAUCGGUUGAGGGCUAUCCGGUAUAGAAUAUGGGUAUUUGUUGUAACGGCAUCAAAGCAGGUCUGAUUGUGCAUGAUAUUUUGUCACAUGCGAAAUUUUACUUUUCCACAUAGGCGGAUUUGGGUGAAACAGUGGGGCGUUUUUUUGGGGUUCUUCACUUCUUUCCAU
Messenger RNA from Aspergillus homomorphus CBS 101889, 2940 nucleotides. Its product is annotated as MCM DNA helicase complex subunit MCM3. Gene Ontology annotation, biological process: DNA strand elongation involved in DNA replication; mitotic DNA replication initiation; double-strand break repair via break-induced replication. The record is from RefSeq and is a predicted model, not a curated record. The coding region runs from base 116 to 2767 and encodes 883 amino acids. NCBI's taxonomy places the organism in Eukaryota, Fungi, Ascomycota, Eurotiomycetes, Eurotiales, Aspergillaceae. Gene Ontology annotation, molecular function: single-stranded DNA helicase activity; ATP binding; ATP hydrolysis activity. Gene Ontology annotation, cellular component: MCM complex; nucleus. The transcript has 8 exons.